AUGGCUGCUAGACCUCCUACCUUCCGCCUGUUUUGGCACCGAUUAGCCGGGGCUUCGGCUCGAAACGGCUGCCAGGCAGACGUGGCCUCCACAUGGCGCUCAUUUGUAACGAGCGCUCCGCGAUCAGCUCGUGGAGCAAAGCCAUCCCCACGAAACGCCGUCCCAGGCUCGAGUGUUCCGGUGGGAUCAAUAGGCCGGCUAGCGCUUAAGGUCGCAAGAGAAGGCGAUGUCGUUCUCUUCAAGGCACCCUCCCAUCGCACGUACAUCAUGAGCGCAUACGGUCUGUCGGCAUUCUGUUUCGCGUAUGCCCUGUUCAACUCCAACGACGUUUUUCGCGAUGCUCAAAUUGAGCGCCCCGUUUGGCAGAAGGGAUUGUUUGGUGGUAUUUGUGUGACAAUGAGUGUCAUGGGUACGCUGUUCCUCGUGAGAACGGGCCAUUUGGUUCGGAGUAUCACCGCCGUCAAGUCUAACAACCAGACUCACAUUCGUUUUGCGGUGCGGCGCAUGAUUCCUUUCACAAAGCCUUACCAAUUUGAGGUUUUGCCAUCGGAAGUUUCCAUUUCCCGGCGGUUGGUGGUCUCGCAGGAUUCGAAACAGCGGUUUGAGGGGGAUAGCAAGAAGGUUGGCUCAGCACAGGACCCGCGGCCGGGUUUCUUCAAAGCACCCGUCCAGGCCAUGAGUGUUGGUAUCUGGAAGAUGUUUAUGUCUAUGCGACAGAUCUUUACUGGUGAAGAUUUCAUUCUCAUGAAGGUUGAGGGCCGCAAGCAAACUUUCCGGGUGGAUUCCAAUGGGUUUGUGUCUAAUGAUUUUAUGGCUCUGGGUAACCCGGUGCAGUUCAAGAGGUCUUGA
This is a messenger RNA of Penicillium longicatenatum, 849 nucleotides long. RefSeq lists its product as uncharacterized. NCBI's taxonomy places the organism in Eukaryota, Fungi, Ascomycota, Eurotiomycetes, Eurotiales, Aspergillaceae. The record is from RefSeq and is a predicted model, not a curated record. The transcript has a single exon. Bases 1 to 849 code for a protein of 282 amino acids.